This is a messenger RNA of Vicia villosa (hairy vetch), 5048 nucleotides long. Its product is annotated as probable serine/threonine-protein kinase PIX13. Gene Ontology annotation, molecular function: protein kinase activity; ATP binding. The coding region runs from base 61 to 1368 and encodes 435 amino acids. Gene Ontology annotation, biological process: protein phosphorylation. The transcript is spliced from 8 exons. Lineage: Eukaryota; Viridiplantae; Streptophyta; Magnoliopsida; Fabales; Fabaceae. The record is from RefSeq and is a predicted model, not a curated record.
UUGCUAGUAUGAUGAACUAGCAAUAGCUUUGUUCAAGGAAAGAGCAAAGCAAACAACUGAAUGGGGAACUGUUGGAGUCUUCAAUCCUCAGGCGAUCCUCCCAGCUCCAAUACUGCUCCUAACACAAACAAUCAAUCAGGAAGCAUUCCAUUGUCGACUGGUCUCAGCAACUUAAGAUUGAUAAAAAAUGGCAACUCCUCUUCCCUUGGGCGUAGCAGCUACUCUGGAGGAAAUAGCAGACUAUUUAGUAGUAGUAGUAGUAGUAACAAUAACAUAAGUGGCAAUAAUACAAGUACAUCCUUUCGGGGCUCUGAGAAUAGCCAGAUCUCUCGAGUAAGAGAAGACGAGGAGUUUCCUUAUGGGCAAAUCUUGGAUGCUGCAAACUUGAAAGAUUUUACUCUGGCAGAACUGAAAGCAGCCACUAGAAAUUUCCGUUCAGAUAAUAUAUUAGGAGAGGGUGGGUUUGGUAUAGUAUACAAGGGUUUGUUUAAGGAAAGAGCAACGUCAAAAAGAAAUGAGGAUUUGACUAUUGCCGUAAAAAGAUUGAAUUCUCACAGCAUUCAAGGAUUUGCAGAAUGGCAGUCAGAGGUGAAUUUCUUAGGAAGGCUUUCUCAUCCCAACCUUGUAAAGCUGUUGGGAUUUGGGCGUGAGGAUGGCGAGUUAUUUCUGGUGUAUGAAUUUUUGCACCGUGGCAGCUUGGACAACCACCUAUUUGGAAGAGGUUCAAAUGUUCGUCCACUUUCAUGGGACAGAAGGCUGAAAAUUAUGAUUGGAGCAGCUAGGGGACUAAAUUUCCUUCACUCCUUGGAGAAGAAAAUUAUAUACAGAGAUCUCAAACCCUCAAAUAUACUACUUGACAAGGAAUACACAGCCAAGUUGUCAGACUUUGGCUUGGCCAGAUCUCUUCCUGAUGAUCACACUCAUGUAUCAACACGGGUUGUUGGAACAUGUGGCUAUGCUGCCCCGGAGUACAUCACCACAGGUCAUUUGUAUGUGAAAAGUGAUGUAUAUGGAUUUGGGAUUGUUUUGUUGGAGAUAUUAACCGGUAAGCGGAUGGUCGAGAUACUACGCUUUGGUGAGUCAAAAUCCUUCGAUGAUUGGGUCAAAUCAAAUCUAUUAAAUAGAGCAAAAUCGAGAUGCAACAUGGAUGCAAAGUUGGAAGGCAAAUAUCCACCCAACUUAGCUUCAAAAGUAGCUCAACUUGCUCUCAAAUGCAUCCAGCCAGAUCACAAAGUUAGGCCAUCAAUGAAGGAAGUCCUUGAAACAUUGGAAAGUAUUGAAGCAGCCAAUGAGAAACCAGCUGAUAAUAUAAAGAGGACUACUAACUCCACGGCAGUUCAGCUACAUGGCCUGCUAGAUGGUAGUUAAUGGGAAGCCAACAGGUGAAAACUCUAUGAAGCAGGUUCACUCCGAACACGACACUGACACUGACACUAGUAAUAAUUUAAAAAUUAAUAAUAAAUUAAACGUAAUCUCAAGUGUCAGUGUAGGUGUCCGACACUAACACGCCUGGUGCUACAUAGGGUGAAGUUGUCUUGGUCAAAUUCAAUUGAUUUUUUAUCAUAUUCUUGAGCAUGUAAAGUAUGAAACUAUCAAUUUACGAUUGAUUAGUUGUUUUGUGUAGAUAAUAAAUGAAAUACUAUAGAGAAAUUAUUUCACAGUCUCAUUCUAAUAUGACCACUAGUAAUUAGGGUUAAUAGAGAUGAAAUAUUGAAAUUGCAAUCAGAAUAUUUAGAAAAAACACAUUAUAGAAGAUUGAUUAGUUGUUUUGUGUAGAUAAUAAACGAAAUACUAGAGAAAUUAUUUCACAGUCUCAUUCUAAUAUGACCACUAGUAAUUAGGGUUAAUAGAGAUGAAAUAUUGAAAUUGCAAUCAGAAGAUUUAGAAAAACCAUAUUAUAGAAGAAUUUCAGAUUAAAAUUUGGAUGUCCAAAAUUCGAUGGCUUUUAUGACCAUUGGGUCAUGCUCAUGGAGAAUCUCCUCCGAUCCAAAAGUAUUGGGAGCUAUUCAAGAAUGGUGUGACGAUUGCACCACCAAAUGUAACGCAAGAGCAGAUAAAACUUGCAGAUGAAAGCAGACUUAAAGAUCUCAAAGCCAAGAAUUAUUUGUUUCAAGAAAUUGAUCGAACGAUUCUUGUAAUAAUUCUAACACAUGACACGACAAAAGAUAUAUGGGAUUCCAUGCGCAGAAAAUAUCAAGGCUCUACGAAGGUAAAGAGGGCUCAGUUGCAGGCUCUACGUCAUGAGUUUGAGGUCCUAUGCAUGAAGGACAGUGAAACAAUUGAUGAAUAAUUUGCAAGAACCCUAGCUGUUGCUAACAAGAUCCAUGACCACAAAAUUCAAUUAUAUGGUGUGCUCUAUAGAGGAACCGAAUGAUGUUACAACCCUAUUCAUUGAUGAGCUUCAGAGUAGUCUUCUUGUUCAUGAACAAAGAAUGAAGAUCAAUCAAGAAAAGGAAGAAGAACAAGCUCUAAAAAUUGCAAACUAUGGUUGAGGCAGCAACAGUAAUAGAGCAAGAGGACGUGGUCGUUAUCGCGAUCGUGGCUGAGGAAGACUCACUAGAGAUCAGAUUCAAUGUUACAAAUGUCACAAGAUAGGACACUACCAAAGUGAAUGUUCAACUUGACAAGAUAAUGAUGCCAAUUUUGCUGUUUUGAUGAACGUGAAGAAUUGCUUCUUAUGGCAUAACAAGGAGGCACAAAGUCUAGAGACCAAGUUUGGUUUCUUGAUUCAGACUGUAACAAUCAUAUGGUGGGAACGAAGGAAUGGUUGUUCAAGUUAGGAUAUGACUCCAAUAUGUAGGUGGUGAGGAAAGGUAACUUGAAACUUCACUAAAAUGGCAUCACUCAAGUAAUCACUGAAGACACUACUUUCCAGGAUUGAAAAACAAUCUAUUGAGUGUUGGACAAUUGAUGCAAAAGAACCUAACAAUAGUGUACAAGAAUGGAGGCUGUAGAGUGUAUCAUGAUGACAAAGGAGUGAUCAUGACCACAGGAAUUUCAUCCAAUAAGAUGUUUGUAGUUUUUGCACAAGUGAUCCUUCCACUAUGCAUGAAUGUCACUACAGACAAUGUCACACAAAUGUGGCACUGCAAAUAUGGCCAUUUGAGCUUCAAAGGCCUCGAUAUAAUCAUCAAAAAGGAUAUGGUAAAAGUGUUGCCCAAUUUAAAGGAUCAAGGUGAGACCUGCCCAUAUUACUUAAUGGGGAAGUAACACAGACAAGCCAUACCUAAACAAGCCACAUGGAGAGCUAAAGAAAAACUUGAGCUAGUUCAUUCAGAUGUGUGUAGUCGUAUUAAUCCUACAUCAAAUGGUGGAAGAAGGUACUUCAUAACUUUCACAAAUGACUUUAAUAGGAAAACUUGAAUUAAUUUCCUUCAUGAGAAAGUUGACAUCUAUGAUGUCAUAAAAAAUUCAAAUCACUAGUUAAAAAAGAGUUAGGUCAAUACACCUAAUUUCUUAGAAUAGAUAGAGGGGGUGAGUUUACAUCUAAUGCUUUUUCUGAUUUCAAUCAGAAAUAUACCUAAGAUAUUUUGGCCUGAAGGAGCUAAAUGGGCAGUAUACAUAAUCAAUAUAAGUCCUACUCUAUUUGUGAAGAAUAUGACUCCAUAAGAAGCAUAGAGUGGUGUGAAGCCCUCAGUACAUCAUUUCAAGGUAUUUGGUUGUGUGGCUUUUGUGCACAUCCCUGAUGUGCCUAGAAAGAAGCUAAAUGUGAAGAGUACAAAGUGUGUUCACUUAGGAUUAAGUGAAUAAUCCAAAGCCUACAAGCUCUAUGAUCCCAUUAACAAUAAGAUCUUGAUAAGUAGUGAUGUGGUCUUUGAAGAGUCUAAAAGUUGGGAGUGGAAGCAUGACAAAGAGGAAAAGGACCAUUCAUCUAACAAUAUGGAUAUUGAAGGAGACAUUGAAGAUGAUAAAAGCCAAAGCACCUGAAAAUGAAGUACAUGCUGAAAACAAAAAUAACCUUCAAAGGGAAGAAAACAGUGAAGAAAGCACCAGUGAAGAUAAUGCAACUGAAGGAGAAGAAGACUUUACUCAGACACAUGAGCAUGGAGAGUCUGAAUCAAGAAUAUGUAAAAAGUCAAGUUAUCUAGAUGACUAUGUGACAAACAUAGAAACAGUAGAGGAAGAGCAGCUUCACAACCUUGCAGUCUUCUACGAUAGCAAUGAUCCGCUCAAGUAUGAAGAAGUAGUCACAACCUUGCAGUCUUCUACAAUAGCAAUGAUCCACUCAAGUAUGAAGAAGUAGCCAGGCAUGAAUUCCAUGUUUCGUCGCCGACCCUGACAGAGGUCCACGGAGAGAUAAGAAGGAGAGUUUACCAGUUCAUUGAAACCUACUCUGUAACAAAAAACACCAAGAGAACCAGCUUUGUAUGCUCCAGAGCAAGUCACAACCUGAUGUUGGCCUUUCUUUUUAGGAUCUACUACACACAAAUCCGAAAUGGGCCCCCAAUUCAUAUAGUUUUCCAUGAUUUCCACACAAGAACCGCUAUCAUCAUGAGUUUUAGUUACUUUGAUCAACUGUAAUUCAGCCAUCAGAAAUGGUUAGUAGGUGUGUCAAUAUGGAAGUGAAAAUAAUUAGCAAUGAGCAUGCAACAACAGAACACUUUAAAGUCUUCAAAGCAGACAGAGCAAUCAGAGAUGAGAUGACUCCAAAAAAUAUGAAAGUUUAUGAAAAAAAUUUAAAGUUAUCACUCCACCUAUGCAUCUCCAUAUCUCAAACCAAUAUACACAAGUGAAUUAUCUGAGGCAGGAUAUCGUAGAUGCAAUGGAAGUCUCCCCAAGGGACUUUAAUGUGAGAUCAGUAACUCUACGAAAAAUGUGCAUGAUAAAUCAUAAGAUUCGGCAGGUUAUUUCAAGUAGCCAAACGAUCCCUGUAUGGUCACCAAUUAAGUAUUUUAUACCGGCAACGUCAACUCUUCAAUGGGCUUUUGAAGUAGACUGAAAAUUACAUUUAAAGGUAUAAUUUAAAACAGCUCAAAAACUUGUGUGAAAAAUGGAAUGAAACAAUAAUACUAUUUAACUUACACCGAAUGAAAUAGAUUUUGAAGAAA